CUCGUGUGGAAUGUGGUUCACCGGCCUGGUAAUUCCCGUGGCUUCUGUGGCCCCGUGACCUGCCCUGGUCGUUGGAGUCGUUAUGAGGGACUGGGACCCAGGAAACCUCGAAAUGUGUGGAGAGGAAGUUUCUCAUGACCAAGUCAUAGAAUAACUCUUCGUAAACAACAGAAUCGACUCAUUGGCCUUUGAGGAUGUAGCUGUGAACUUCACCCUGGAGGAAUGGGUUUUACUGGAUUCCUCACAGAAGAAACUCUACAGAGAUGUGAUGCAGGAGAACUUCAGGAAUGUGGUCUCAGUAGGAACAAAAUGGGAAGAUCAUGACAUUGAAGAGUGGUACGAAAACCAGGGGAGAAAAUUAAGAAGUCCUAUGAUAAAGAGAAUCUCUGAAAGUAAAGACAGUAGUUACUGUGGAGAAAACUUCACCCUUAUUCCAGCUCUCAAUCUGAAGAAGGAAACUCCUGGUUUAAAACCAUGGGAAUUCGGUGCCUGUGCAAAAGUCUUCAUGCAUCAUUCAUCUCUUAAUAGUCACAUUAAAUGUCACAUUGAAGACAAACCAAGAGAGCAUCAAAGUUCUCUUCGAACACAUGAAAGGAGUCACAAUGGAGAGAAACCCUAUGAAUGUGAACAAUGUGGAAAAACCUUUAAAAGUCCUAAAACUAUUCGAAUGCAUGAAAGAAUUCACAGAGGAGAGAAACCUUAUGAAUGUAAGCAGUGUGGUAAAACCUUCAAUUAUUUCAGUUCCUUCCAGGCACACAAAAGACAUCACACAGGAGAGACACCAUAUGUAUGUAAAACAUGUUCUAAAGUAUUGUGUACUUCCAGUUCUCUUCGAAAUCAUGAAAGAAUCCACACUGGAGAAAAGCCCUAUGAGUGUAAGGAAUGUGGAAAAUCCUUCACAUGGCACAAAACUUUCCAGUAUCACAUGAUAACACACACUGGAGACGGACCUUAUAAAUGUAAAGAAUGUGAGAGAGUGUUCAUUAAUCCCAGUUCUCUUAAAAUACAUGAAAGGAUUCACACUGGAGAGAAACCAUACCAAUGUGAACAGUGUGGUAAAAGUUUUAGGUAUCGAACAGUAUUGAAAAUACAUCGAAGGACUCAUACUUGAGGAAAACCCUAUGAAUGAUAAAUGAAGGGAAAACCUUUGCUUUCACUUGUAUUCAAGUGCAUGAAAGAAUUCACACUUGAUAGAAACCCUAUCAAUGGCAGGAAUGUGGAAAAUCCUCCAUUUGUGUCUCAAUCAUUCAGAGACAUAUGAGACUACAGACUGGAUGGAAACCAUAUGAAAUGUGAAGAAUGUGGGAAUGGUUUUUCUGAUCUUAGUAGUUUAUAAAAGUAUAAAAGGAUUUGCUAGAUAAAAUCUUGAUUGUGCACAGCGUGGGAAACACUUCAAUUGGCUGAUGUCAUUACAUGUAAAAACUCCCAUGGAGAAGAAGUAUAAAUGUCAGUAACAUGAAAUAACUUGAUGAAAAUUAAUCCAUGCCUAAUGUUCCAGAAAACCUUCAAUAUGAAAGAGUUGUUUUAUUUUUAUUUAUUAUUAUUAUUUUUCAGCUGGGCCAGGCAGCAUGCAGGGAAUCUUAGUUCCCCAACAAGGGAUGGAACUUGUGCCCCCUUCAGUGGAAGCCUGGAGUGUUAACUGCUGGAAGUCCUGAAAGAAUUGCAUUAAAAGUUUAUAAAUAUGUUAUGGUUACUAAAGAUUCUUCUUCAAGUAUGUCCUUCAGUGAUGGAUUUCUGCUAAUUUAAGAAAUGAAUAUUAAAGUGAGUUAAUUCUGUAAGUUGUCUUUCAACAAUAGUACAUAAGGUUCAAAGGUCCUUUUUCCUCCUUUAGUCAGAUAGUGAUUUUUUUUCUUUUGAUACUUGAAGCCUGUUGGAUCCAUGGGUGAAUUUAAUGUAUUUCUAGUAUGCAAUGAGGCUUCAAUUUGUAUAAUUUUCUAUUCAUUCUCUGUUAAUGGGCCAUUAAAAAGUGGUAGUUUGGUAUUUGUAGGGAUUUUCCUAGUAGCUUUGUGUGGCAGUUCCUGGGUAUUUACUCCUUCAUAUAUAUUGUAUCCUUUUUACUGAGAAAGAAACCUUUGGGUGGUAGUGCAUGUAGGAGCCUUUUUCCAUUUUCCAUUCUAUUAAACACUUGAAAUAAAUUUUGUGUAUGGCUGGGAUGUCAAAGACUAUACUGUUAUGUAAAUAAUGAUUUUUCCUAUUUGCUUUUUGUGUUUCCUUCUGACUGGUAUUUGUUGAGUAGACUGUGAAAGUUGUGAUAAUACAAAAAUCUGGCGUCAGAGAUAUCUUGCCUGUGAAUAAUAGUAGGACCUAGACUCUCCAGAAUCCAUCCCCUUUGUGGUUCCAUGUUAGCAUUCACCAAUAGCUCAUCUUCGUGUGAUUUUAAAGCAGAUGCAAAGACAUUCUUCAGAUAUUGGAGCCCCCACACUGGGAGAGAGGCAGAUACAUAGGAGCUUCAAGGACACCAUCUUCCAGCUUAUUUUCCAGAUUCUGUGUCCUUGUAGUCGAGUAUUAUCAACACCACCAACAAAUGUUUGUUUUCCAUUUUUAUAGAUGUAUAGCUUCCCCUGAUGUCUUCAUAGCUUCCACAUCAAAGAUCCAUCAGAGUUUGAAAUUUUUCUAUAAGGCUUCUUGUGUCUACUAUGAAUGUAUUUCAGUGUUUUAUGGUUGGGAAUAUUCUCUGAUUCCACUCUUCUCUGGAUUAUAUCUUUGUUUCUCUGCUGCAUUGUGCAGUAGCAUCCUUGACCCAUUGUUUCCAUGUGAGAAUAGGCACCUUCCUUCUCUCAGGAGGGUUGUGGGUAUUUCCUGUUACUUGUAGCUGAGUGUAAUUUUUCAAUAUGUUUUUUAUUGUAUUGUAUUUUAUAUGAUUAAAACCAAGUUUUUGGUGAAACAGUAGUUUUUGUUGUAGUUUCAAAUAUUUUACCAACUGUUUUUGAAGCUUUCAUUAGCUAGCAAAUGA
Messenger RNA from Hippopotamus amphibius kiboko, 2953 nucleotides. RefSeq names its product zinc finger protein 791-like. Bases 269 to 1111 code for a protein of 280 amino acids. Lineage: Eukaryota; Metazoa; Chordata; Mammalia; Artiodactyla; Hippopotamidae. Gene Ontology annotation, biological process: regulation of transcription by RNA polymerase II. The record is from RefSeq and is a predicted model, not a curated record. Gene Ontology annotation, cellular component: nucleus. Gene Ontology annotation, molecular function: DNA-binding transcription factor activity, RNA polymerase II-specific; RNA polymerase II cis-regulatory region sequence-specific DNA binding. The transcript has 6 exons.